Molecule: messenger RNA, 2790 nt
Organism: Hipposideros armiger (great roundleaf bat)
Lineage: Eukaryota; Metazoa; Chordata; Mammalia; Chiroptera; Hipposideridae
Gene: DAB1
Product: DAB adaptor protein 1
Exons: 14
Coding region: 1-1536 (511 amino acids)
Biological process (GO): neuron migration
Cellular component (GO): cytoplasm; intracellular membrane-bounded organelle
Source: RefSeq, a predicted model, not a curated record
AUGCACAGCCAUGGUUCUGUGCAUGUGAAUGGCGCCCCCUGUGGUCGCACAGUGUACAUCUCCCAACAGGGCGCCCCCUGUGGUCGCACAGUGUACAUCUCCUUCCACGGCACACAGAGGCCCUGGGCCCUUCAGCAGCACCAUGCUGUUCACGAAAUUUCCUACAUUGCAAAGGACAUCACAGAUCACCGCGCCUUUGGCUACGUUUGUGGAAAAGAAGGAAAUCACAGAUUUGUGGCCAUAAAAACAGCCCAGGCGGCUGAACCUGUUAUUCUGGACUUAAGAGAUCUCUUUCAACUUAUUUAUGAAUUGAAGCAAAGAGAAGAAUUGGAAAAAAAGGCACAAAAGGAUAAGCAGUGUGAACAAGCUGUGUAUCAGACAAUUCUGGAAGAGGAUGUUGAAGACCCUGUGUACCAGUACAUUGUGUUUGAGGCUGGACAUGAGCCAAUCCGUGAUCCCGAAACAGAAGAAAACAUUUAUCAGGUUCCCACCAGCCAAAAGAAGGAAGGUGUUUAUGACGUGCCAAAAAGUCAACCUGUAAGUAAUGGCCAUCCCAUCGAGCAUUUUGAGGAACGGUUCGCUGCAGCCACCCCGAACAGAAAUCUGCCGAUGGACAUCGAUGAGAUUUUGGAGGCAACGCAGGCUGUGACCCAAACUCCUGCAACUCCAGGUGAUGCCUUUAUCCCGUCUUCAUCUCAGACACUUCCAGCGAGUGCAGACAUGUUUGGUUCUGUACCUUUCGGCACUGCUGCUGUACCCUCAGGUUAUGUUGCAAUGGGCGCCGUCCUCCCAUCCUUCUGGGGCCAGCAGCCCCUUGUCCAACAGCAGAUCGCCAUGGGUGCUCAGCCACCAGUCGCUCAGGUGAUGCCGGGGGCUCAGCCCAUCGCAUGGGGCCAGCCGGGUCUCUUUCCUGCCACUCAGCAGCCCUGGCCAGCCGUGGCAGGGCAGUUCCCACCAGCCGCCUUCAUGCCCACACAAACUGUUAUGCCUUUGCCGGCCGCCAUGUUCCAAGGUCCCCUUACCCCCCUUGCAACCGUCCCAGCCACGGGUGACUCCACCAGGUCAAGUCCACAGACCGACAAGCCCAGGCAGAAAAUGGGGAAAGAAAUGUUUAAGGAUUUCCAGAUGGCUCAGCCUCCGCCCGUGCCCUCCCGCAAACCCGACCAGCCCUCCCUCAGCUGUACCUCAGAGGCCUUCUCCAGUUACUUCAACAAAGUCGGGGUGGCACAGGAUACAGAUGACUGUGAUGACUUUGACAUCUCCCAGUUGAAUUUGACCCCUGUGACUUCUACCACACCAUCGACCAACUCACCUCCAACCCCAGCCCCUAGACAGAGCUCUCCAUCCAAAUCAUCUGCAUCCCAUGCCAGUGAUCCUACCCCAGAUGACAUCUUCGAGGAAGGCUUUGAGAGUCCUAGCAAAAGCGAAGACCAAGAAGCUCCUGAUGGGUCACAGGCCUCAUCCAACAGUGAUCAAUUUGGGGAGCCCAGUGGGGAACCCAGUGCUGAUAAUAUAAGUCCACAGGCCGGUAGCUAGAUAGCGCAGGUCUGGGAGCUGAAGCCUCUCUGCGCAGAUCAACAGACCUAAGAAAUAGCAUCAAUGUGGGCUCGUGGUGGGUGCUUCAAGACUGGCAUGGAAAUCAGCAUCACAACAGGCUCUCUUGUAUUCUUUCACCUCACCUCAUCCCACGAAGAAAUUCAUUCUUGCCCUGUGGAACUCGUUUGAAAGAGAGAACUAAGAGUUUUUGGCAACCAACGGCAGAUACCUAUGGCAGCACAAAAAAACAAACAAACAAACAAACAAAAAAACCACAAAGUAUAACAAAAUCAUACCCAAUGUUAAAUCACAAAUCAAGCAAAUGCUUUUCAAACAAAUAUUCUGAGCUCUCCUAAUGUGGGUUUAAGAUGACCCAGUAUGCAAAAUCAUAAUUCUCUUUUUAUUUCUCUACCUGUUGACCACUAUAGAGACAUCAAAUUUGGCGUGACAGGCCUCAGAAAGUUACAACAAGGUCGGCACUGACUUCUUUUAGGCAAAGCAAGAGGUCCUCUGUGACUACAAUCUCAUGACCCAUAUGCCUUUUGACAUAUGAUGAUGUUUUUUCAUCACUCCACAGGGCCUCGUCUGCCAUUUUCCCCCUCUCCUUCCUUUGUCAUGUUUGAAAAUUAAUGGGUGUACAAAUUUUUGUAUCACUUUUGACUUUUCUUAGAUAUUGAUGAAGAAAUCUAACUGGAAAAAAAGUCUCAUCUGAAAUGAAUUAACUUGAAAUCACAAGAAAAUAAGCAGUUGAUUAUUCUUUAUGAUCAAGAAUGUUGCCAAAACCCUUUAGCUAUUUCUGCAUCCUGGUGAAGAAAGACAGCUUUCGUUGUGAAACUUCAUUCUGUGAGUAGGAAAGGACAUCAAAUCCCAUUGAUGAGAAAGAUGAAAAAUGCAUCUGAUUUCCUAAGAAGCUCUAAAUUCUAAGUACAAUAAAAUGAUAUUUUUUAUUUUUCCGAUAUCUUGCUGCUGUGAUGCUAUGCAGACAAGUGUCUUCUCCACGUGCCAUUUUCAAAGAAAAGUCAUUUGCCAAAUAAUCCUGAUACAAUCCUGGUAAUGUGGUUUUGGAUCUUAAAAACCAACUUUCUAUUGGAAUAACGGUGACAUGAAUAUUCAGAAUAACAAACUGAUUCUGUAGUCACAAUGGUUCAUCUCUAUCUCUUUUUGUACAUCAGAAAAUUCAAAUGGGAUUUUUAUUUUAUAACUUGAAAAAAAAAACCUUACCAUUAAACUCUUUAAAUAUUUAAGGGAAAUGGC